Molecule: messenger RNA, 729 nt
Organism: Porites lobata
Lineage: Eukaryota; Metazoa; Cnidaria; Anthozoa; Scleractinia; Poritidae
Source: the annotation of a GenBank genome assembly
AUGGAUUCCCUAGAAGACGCAGAAGAAGUGUUACGAUCAACAAAGUCAAAUUCUAACUUUCAGCGCUUGACACGACUUCUAAUGCGCGGUGGUGCAGUGCUUUUAAGAGAGAUAUUCGACUCCAUUCACAGCCCUGCCAAUCUUCCCACAACUCUUAGUGACCCUUCAGUAGAAAGGAAGCUAAGAACAGCAAGGCUUACCCGUCCCGACUGGAAUUGUUUAUACCCUUCCCCAGGGGUAUACGGUAAGUCGAGUGAUUUUGACAUCAGUUUAACCUUCAGAUUGUUACGAACAAUAUGCAAAUUGAAGCCUCCCCCAACAGGAUGGGACAGCCUACCAAACGACUCAGAACACAGUCUUCAAGCAGACAUGGUACGAAUAAAAUAUUAUCGCAAUGAAGUUUAUGGACACAGCAGAAAUUUGGAAUUAUCAGAUGAUCAGUUUCUUGACCUCUGGGGAAAAAUCAGUAAAGCGCUGUUGAGGAUUGGAGCAAAACUCAGCCAUGAAAAACAAAUCAGAUUAAAAGGUACCUUUGAGAAAUUCCUUCAUGAUCCCUUGACGCCAGAGGAAGAAAGAUACGCCGACGAAGUAGAGCAGUGGUACGAAAAAGACAUCGACAACAAAAAAGUGCUACAAGAGCUUGUUCAGGAAGUCAGAGAAAUGAAAGAAGACUUUAGGGGUCAGCAAGUAGGUCAGUAUUACUGGUUGCUUGAUUUUGCCCUUGUUUAA